Messenger RNA from Iphiclides podalirius (scarce swallowtail), 576 nucleotides. The record is from the annotation of a GenBank genome assembly. Lineage: Eukaryota; Metazoa; Arthropoda; Insecta; Lepidoptera; Papilionidae.
AUGUACUUGGGAGCCGCGAUAUCUCAGGGUCGCUCGGUUCUAAUUCAAUAUACGCGAGCAACCUCGAGCAACCUCGAAAAAGAUUUCGAAGGGUUGAUAAUCGAUUGGGCCGCGGCGGUCGUUGAGGCGUGCUGUCCGCGCAGCGCUAAUUCCGGCGCGACGGUCCCCGCCUACUCGGUGUCGCGUUUACACACAUGUGGGGCUUUAGCGCCGUCUCGCUCGUGCGGCGGCUGCUGUCAAAGCGGUCCGGGCGGUAGCGGCGUCCCUCUCGGCCGCCGGGUAGAGGCGGGCCGCGGCGAGCCCAAUGCCGGCGCGGGGCCCACGGUGCGGCCGCGCGAAUCGUUACGCGGCGCUUUCGCGGCCGCGACACGCCGCAUCCGGCGACUCACUCCGCACUCGCGAAAGCGGCCGAGAGCUACGCGCGAGAGCGAAGAAGUUCGAACGCGGCUCGAUAGAACUCGCACCGGCCCGGAAACGAUCGAACGCACCGGGUCGAACUCGACUCGCGCGCGAACUCUCGCACGCGCUUCCGAUCGAAAUCGCGCGACCGAAAAGUUCGAAGCGGCAAGAGACGUU